Molecule: messenger RNA, 225 nt
Organism: Miscanthus lutarioriparius
Lineage: Eukaryota; Viridiplantae; Streptophyta; Magnoliopsida; Poales; Poaceae
Source: the annotation of a GenBank genome assembly
AUGCCUACGGCGACUACUGCUUCUGGCAGCUGCAAGCUCUUCCAUUGCUUCAGCCAAAAGGACAGCCUUGGCUUCAAUCUCAGAUCUAAGACCAAAAACUAUGUUCUGAUGAACCAUAUCAGCUUGAGACAACCGAAUGUUGACAUAAUCCUCAAGGAGGUCAUCCCAGAUCCAAAGAGCACAACCAUUGUCCUGAAAAAAGCAUCAUCAAAAACCAAAAAAUAG